AUGAAGCGUUGGGCCAGUAGACCUAGAUCUUGGGCCGCAUCCGCUGCAGCUGGUGACCCAGCUCCCGUGGUGAGGCCCGUGGCUCCGCUGGCGUUGCCCGCCACCGCUCCCCAGCGCCAACGGAAGAAGCGGAAGCGGGCCGCUGCGGCGCCCCUCCCAGAGGCCACCACCGAUGACCAGCACUUAAUAGAUUCUGCCUCGCAGACGUUGCGGGGCGCGCGGGCCCCAGCAAGCGCUCAUGUGGACCAAGAGGUCCGCCGGGCAGUUCGGCUGCAGGCGGGCCGCACGCUACCGGCUUUGCAACGGCUGAUGUCCUGCAAUCUCCCCCGGCACCCCCUGGCUCUGAACACGGGCGGAGACCUGAGCCCGGCCGCGGGUCUCACGGCCACGCUGGCUGGAGAAGAGGUCUACAUUGCUAGUACAUUCACCUUCAGGGGUUUCCCGAAGUGCGACUGCGCCGUGGUGGCGGUGAAAUCUGGGCCUUGCAGUUCGACGCACGCUGUGGGCCCAUGGCAAACCUGCCUGGCUUCGCAACUCACGGACGUCAAAUACAAGUUCCACGCCGAAAUGGGCCAUGCGGCAGCUACCGGCCACGCGGUGGCGCCGCGCGAGGCGCGAGACAUGGGGCGCUCGAGCCAGAUGGCGGCCGUCAUCUGGGACCACCCUUCACCAGUGGAGCUGGAUAUCCGGUCAUGGACGUGCAGGACGUGCCAUGGCGGCGGCGGCUUCAGUGAGCCCAGCGCGGGGGCGUCAGCGGAAGGCCGUUAUUUCGCGCCGGCCCCAGAGGACGCGCAGCGAUCCCACCCAGGCACUUUGUGCUACAGCGGUGGGAAGGACGGCGGAAUGACAUACUUUACCAGCAGGUGGCUCGCGCACUACUUGACGGUGUUGUACGAGUGCAUGAACUUCCGGGCCGCUCGCCGCCGCAUGGUGGACGUGCUGCUCGCGACCGCCUUGCCUGGGUCAGCCGCCGAGUACCGCAUCAUGAACUUAUUGGAGUCCCUCCCCAAGUCGUCUCAGCUCCGGGGCAUCGCAUGCCAAGCCUUCUCGGCUCUGGUCAAGCGGAGAGUGCACGAACAGCAGCAGCACCUUUUCGCGUACAGCGGCCAAGGCAUCCGUUUAGACGGGUACUUCAAGGUGGCCAAGAUAGUGAUGACAUGGAAUUCUGAGACCCGUCGGUGGGAGAGGGGGAAGUACACCUGCCUGCUGGGGUUCUGCGGGUCGGACGGCGCCCCCCUGCAACCAGCAGUGCCGGCGCGGGGCGAGGCCUGGGCAGAUAUCGAGGCUGCCUUGCGCCCUUUGCUGCGGUCCAUCAUCGCGGGGAGACUUGCGGCUGGGCUAUCCUUGGAAGAAUCCAUCCCCGUCUUCGUGUCCACCGACGGCUUCGGGAAGCACCGAUUGAAAUUGCGCGGCCUCCUCCGCGAUGUGACGCAGCAAGUUCGGCUCCAGCCUGAGGGCGUGACGCCGCGAGGCCCUGUGGAGCGCGUGGAGGCGGUGGGCGCCGACCAGCGCCCUUCGGACCGCCUGACCUGCGUGGCGGGCGAGCCUCGGCACAAUGUCAUCAGGUUCAGGCCCCUGGUGUCCCCUCGCGCGGACGACGGCAGGAACCUUCUCCGGGACCACGAGGACCUCCUCAACCGGCUCAGCGCCCCCAAACGGCCUGAACGCUGCAGCCGGGAGAGCCGCCUGAGCGCGCGAGUGCCGCGGCUCAGCGCGGCUGGGCGCGCGUUGCUGAAGAAGACCACCGAGAUGUCUGCCAAGGCCUUCGAGAGUUACCUCCCCCCUGCACCCAGCGCCGCGGCCUCGGCCGCGAAAACAUUCCUUGCUUCGCCCGCGGUCGCCCGGGCGACAGCCGUCUGGGACUCCGUUUGCAGCGCCCAGCCGCCCCGCCCGGCGCUGGCCCGUCUGGCCCGUCGCUUUGGUGUCGACGCUGCCGAGACGCGCGGCUACUGGAACUUCGAUAACAAGAAAGAGUUUAAGAGAGAGGCUCGCAUGAUCCAGGACUGCUACGCGGGGGGGGGGCAACUCACCCGCCCCCGGCGAGGCCUCAACCGCACGCACGGGGACGCCGAGGUGAAGGGCAGGAAGAGUGCGUGGACGAGAAAAACCUCAGCACACUACAGGCGACUGGUUAAGCCCUUGUGCUUACAGGGUCUUUUUCGGUGGCGCCGCUGCGCGCUGGCCCUGCACAGGGCCGGCUACCCCGUCCAUUCCGGGGCGAUUCCCGUCGAACGCCACUGGAUGCAGUUCAGGAGUUACUUCCCAGAAAGCACGAAGUGGAUGCGGGUAGACCUUUUCGACCUCUUCUCGGGGCUCUCGAUGCUGAGGUACAACUGGUGCCACUUUAAUAAGCCGUGGAUCCCGGCGUGGGCGGGCCAGGACCCAGUGCUGCACCAGAAGGCCAUGAUGCAUCAGCUGAUGGCUGCCGCCAG
This is a messenger RNA of Prorocentrum cordatum, 2432 nucleotides long. The record is from the annotation of a GenBank genome assembly. NCBI's taxonomy places the organism in Eukaryota, Dinophyceae, Prorocentrales, Prorocentraceae.